AUGUCGUACCAAACGACUCUCGAGCAGCUGAAGCGGUAUCGGAAUGCGCAAAAAGAGGCUGAGUCAGCUGCGGCGCAAGAUUUUCCUCCACAAGUGCGUUUUUUUCUUUAUUUGGUAGAGACCGUUAAAUGUGUACUUAUGAUCUGUUACACGUUUAUGGAGAACUAGAAGCACUAUUUCCUUCAAGUUUUUAUCGAAUUUUUCAAAUUUUUCACGCUGUGAAGGCCAAAUUUCACCAUUUUAUCAUCCACAAUAAAUUCAAUUUUUAAAAAUUCGAUUGUCACUUUUAAACUCUGUUUCGUGUUCGAAUUAUAUAGUAUUUUUAAAAUUUGGUUCAUUGAGAUUUGUUUCUAGGAUGGAGUUAUCAUUAGAAAACUUUUUGCUUUUAUUUUUUACCUUUUAUUUUUAAAUUUUCCUUUGAGCAUUUUUUAUCUGAAUACUUUUUGAGCUGAAGAAGUUUUUAUUGAAAAUAAAAAAAUACAGAAAAGCUUCAUGUUUUGAAAUUUCUUAUUAUUUGAAUUAAAAAAAACAAUAAGUUCAUAGAAGAUCCUGAGGUCAUGAACGAAUUUCAAAUUUUUCGACAUUUCAAAUUUUUUUAAAUAUUUUUUUAGCAGCUUUCUAGAUUCGUAUUUAUUUUAUAAUUAUCAUUCUAAAUAAUUAAUAAUUUUCAUCAGAAAUUCAGCUUUCUGAGAUUAUUUUUUUGGUAAAAUUUAGAUAAAUUUCUUCCUUUUUUUCGUACUCUGAAACUGGAUGAAGUUAUGAUUUUUCUUAUCUGAAGCUUUUGACAAUCCAUGUUUUUGACCGUUUUUUAUAAUCAUUUCUUGAGUUAUAGUAGAAGUAAACUAUGUCGCGAAAAGUCCAGCCACCCAAAAAAUAGUUUUCUGGAUAAUCGAAGACAGAAAAUUGGCCGUUGAGCGCAUUUUCUUCUUCCCUAAAUCUUUUUUGGAGUCAUCUUGAAACUUUCAAGAAAUGCGUGGUCGUACCUAAAAUCAUACCCAACUUAAAAUCUCGGAAAAUCUAGCCGUUGAGUCGUCUAGAAACAUUUCCUCUCAUGUCAAAACUUCAAAGAAAAAAAAAGCGUGGGUUGAGACGUCUCACGAAAAGUUUCCAGAAGGCCGAAAACGAAGUGAAAGUCGAGUCGACGAACCGCCAACGGCCAAAAGCUCAGGGGAUUUGGCUGCGGCUCUUCAAUAUCGACUUGCUCGAUAAUUUCGCUUUCCGGGCCUGGCGUGAUGUCUACCAUCGGCAUCCCAAUCCCACAAUCAUCGGUUCUCUCGGCUUCUAUCUCGUCGCCCAGCUGUUCUUCGUCUGGUUCGUUCCGCGCCCCAACCUUAAUCUUGUUUCUAUUUUCGGGCAAGUAAAGAGCUCAAUUGGCCUAGAAGGAGGGCGUCGAUUACCAAAAAUUUACUAACAGAUACAAGAAAAAAAGUGUUUUUUUAAGUUUGGGGGAAGGGGGGUUGUUUAGGCAGCAAGCUAGGCUCAACCUUAGGGAAGUAUUUCUGACUUUAAGUAAAGAAGGGUUGAAAGAAGGAUAAAGCUUCUAUCCUUGUUUUUUUCUUCCAUAAAUGGGUUUUCAAUCCAAGAAAGGUUCUCAAGAAGUUAACUACAGAUUGAAAUAAGGAACAAGUUAGGAGCAAUCUUAAAGAGUUAUUUAAAAGGAACUUAAAGAAAAAAUAGGUGAACUGGACUUUGCUUGAACCGUCUUUCGAAAAUAGUUUUUGGAUUUAGCGGUUUUUUCAAUAUAUCCUUAACUUCGAAUCUGUUGAUUGGGGCUGUAAAUAUGACAACCAUUUCGAACGAAUUCGAAUAUUUGGAGGGAAUAGAUUCAGAACUUUUAGUAGAAGCAAGUUUAUUUGGUCUAGUCUCAUUUUACAUAGUUUUUGAAAUGUUAAUAUUCAACGUAUCAUGCUCAAAUCACAAUAUAUUCAAAAUAAAGAAGUAAUAAAAAGUUUUUCUCAACUAGAGUUUGAAGGUUUUUUUUUCAAAAAAAUUUCUAAGUCGAGCUGUAGAAAUCACUUUUUAGUAUCAUUUCUUAACUUGACGAAAUUUUCAAAAUCCUAUCCAGUUUUCAGGUUUUUGUGAAUCUCCCAGAUUAUAGUGUCUAGAACAACCAAGACAUUUCAGUAUUUCAUUUGAAACUUAUAGUUUUUUUUUGUACUUUCAACGCUCAAUUGGAAAUUUUGAAAUUCGGAAAAAUUGGUCCUUGAUCAAAUCUCUUCCAAGGUCUAAAAACAACUUGGAUCCUUGGUUCGCUUUGGGAAGCUUUUCCCUACCCAGAAUCUAAACAACUUUUUGUUCCAUUUUGUCUCUCUGAAAAACAAAACAACUCAAAGACCUCUUCAUUUGAAACUCGAUUAUUGUGAGAUUAGUUUUACUUGUCAUCCCUUUUCAGAGGUCUAGAAGAAUGUUUCACAAAUCGGGUUUCCUUUGAUUUGCAGAAGGAUCUCUUUCUUUUCCUCCCUUUUUUGACCCUCGACGCCAACUGAGAAAUCUUCCGCCCAUUCAGAGCCUGGGAAGAACGCCUUGAUGAGCUCCCAUCUUUUUUUUCCUUUUUUUCUCUUAGACUUCCUAAAAGAUUCUUUUCUUUCUUACAUUUCUCUUGAACUCUCAUCGUGAUUUGUUAUAGUUUAUAAGAAAUUUAAAGAAUUUCCAGCGGUUUUCGAGUUUCUCUAAUAGCCGAAAUAGUGGAGAGACCUUCUAGUUCAAUUUUCAAAAAUUCAAAAAAGGUAAACUCAGAAAUUCCUCUCUUGCUUUUUUGUGCUUUUCAAUGUGAGUGUGAGAAUUGAGAUGCUUCAGAAUGUUUCAAAAAUCAAAUAAACAAUUCCAAAUUUUUCACGGCCUAAGUUUUCAAAAAUUUGAUGUGUUUUUCUUUUUUUAAACAACAAAAAGAAAAUAAUUUGCAUUAUUUGUCUGUGAAAUUUGAGCCGUUUUUCCAUAUUUUCCUGGUUUUAUUUCUGGAAAAACCUCCAUGCCUAUUUUUUUCAGCAACUAUAUUUUAUUUUUUUAAAUGAUAUUUUUUUCAGCCUUUUUUUGAAAAAUUAAUUGCAUUUUUCUGAUUUUUUUCUCAAUUCUCAGUUUUUUUAGCAUUUUUUUAGUUUGAGACCUCAUCGAGCACUUUUUUUGCUUACAUUUCCUGCAAGCUUCUGUAAACACGGAAUUUGGAUUCGGGAAAUGCACUUUUAGAACGUUUCAUAAAUUUGAAGUCUUUUUUUCCCUUGUUACUACAAUUUUUCGAAAUUCUCGGUUCAUAUCGGCUUGAAAAAAAUUUUAUUUUCAUGAAAAUUUAUGGUGUGUUUUCGUGAAGCAACAUACAAUGCCAUAAAUCUUUCCGAGCUCUUUUUAGAACCCAAGUUUCUCGUUUGUCGUCUUUUCCAAGUCCCGAAACGUAUCAAUCUUGUAACAACUGUUCUUGAGAAAUGUUCGGGAUUGCUGCUUAUUUUCCUCCAUGAGCUCCGCGAAGUUAAUAGCCCUUUGAGACUCUGGCUUUUUUUUCGAGAAGAGUUUUUUUAUCGUUCAGUUUGAAAAUUGAAUUCAAAAAAAGUUAUAUAGAAAUCAAACCUCCUUAAGAGGCCACUUAUGGUCGGACGACCACUUAAAUUCUACCCCUCCAGGGAGCAUCAUUUUGUCUCUCAAAGUGGCUUUUUCCCCAACCCCCAAGUGACCGCUAUGGCGUUCCGAAGUCUGGAUUUUAGGACUAGGGAGUUUAUACUUCCCCCACAAGACAUCUUCAAUUAAAGCUGCUGAAGAGUAAUAAGAAGCGGUUUCGGGGGGGGUGGAAAUAGCCGGGAAGAGUUGCGAAACAAUGGAGCAAGACGACGGGAUUCCCCCAAUUAGCAUGCAUCGCGCUGCACGGACGACGCUUCUCUCCCCUACAACAUAACGUCCAAUUUGACAUUUAUUCGUCAUUCUUCUUCCCCCCAAAAUGCUCCCUUUUUCUUGCCUCUGACUGACUUCAAUUUUGGAGUGAAUCAUCCUUUUGGUUCAGUGUUUUUGGUAGCCUUUUAGGAUCUUUUUUUAAGGCUGGGGUAUUUUUUUUCCAACUUGAACUUGAAACUUGAUUGGCCCGUUGAAGGUUAUCUUCUAAACCAAGUUUCAGGGAAGCUGUUGUGUUUUAUUUGAACUGAGAGCUUAAAUUAGCAUUUUGUAUAAGUUUGAAAAACUAAUUGUUUUUAUAUCUUUCUGUGAGCUUGAAAGGUUUGGUCUCGGUAAUUUUGGUACAGGCCUUAGUGAACUCAAGUUCCUUACACAAAUUUUUCCGAUAUUUUAUUAGAGAUGAUAUUUUUCUACCGAUCCUCGGGGGCUUCAUUUGUCGCAAAAAUGAGCUUUUAAAGUUAUUUUUCAUCCAUUUGAAGUUAGAUCAUUCCGGGUCAAUCUACUGGAAUUUAUAUCGAAAAUCAACAAUUUCCCUCUUACAGGGCUCAAUUCGGCAUGGUUUUCUUCGUUUUGGCGGCCCUGACGGCGAUUUGCCUGAACCUGGGCCAGAGGGACCGCGACCAGCCCAGCGCCUACUCGGUCUUCAACGAAAACUGCGAACGAUUGCCCGGCCAAAUGACCGCCGAACACUUUGAACGCGACGUUCUCCAAAGGAGAGUCAAGUGA
Molecule: messenger RNA, 4599 nt
Organism: Caenorhabditis auriculariae
Lineage: Eukaryota; Metazoa; Nematoda; Chromadorea; Rhabditida; Rhabditidae
Source: the annotation of a GenBank genome assembly